Archocentrus centrarchus (flier cichlid) is the source of this 2634-nucleotide messenger RNA. RefSeq names its product extracellular calcium-sensing receptor-like. Gene Ontology annotation, biological process: G protein-coupled receptor signaling pathway. Gene Ontology annotation, molecular function: G protein-coupled receptor activity. Lineage: Eukaryota; Metazoa; Chordata; Actinopteri; Cichliformes; Cichlidae. Bases 1 to 2634 code for a protein of 877 amino acids. Gene Ontology annotation, cellular component: plasma membrane. The transcript is spliced from 9 exons. The record is from RefSeq and is a predicted model, not a curated record.
AUGUGGUCAUUUUUACAAACAGAUUUACUCUUGCUCAUUUUGCUGUGUUCCUACUUUUCUUCUGCUCUAUCCUCUUCUUUGUUUACCACCUCCUGUCAGUGGCAGGGGCAGUUUCAUGUAAAUGGAAUGCACAAGAGUGGGGAUGUCAUUCUGGGUGGACUGUUUCCAGUCCACUUUUUUUCAAGUAUUCCUGAUCUGUCUUUUACUUCAAAGCCACAACAGCCUACUUGCCAUGGUUUUUAUGUCCUAGGAUUUAGGCUUGCACAAACCAUGGCCUUUGCUAUUGAUGAGAUCAACAGAAACGCCAACUGUCUGCCAAAUGUGACUCUUGGAUACAUAGUAUAUGAUAACUGUGUCAACCUUGGAAUUGGUUUCCAUGCCGCAUUGUCAUUAGCAAGUGGUCAAGAGGAGCAAAUUAUGUUAGAUGAUACAUGUGUUGGAAAUCCUCCAGUCCUAGCAAUUGUGGGUGAUUCUUCCUCUACAGCUUCUAUUGCUAUCUCUAACAUCUUAGGUUUGUACAGAGUACCUAUGGUCAGUUAUUUUGCCACAUGUUCCUGCCUGAGUGACCGUCAAAGGUAUCCAUCCUUCUUUAGGACGAUCCCAAGUGAUGCUUUCCAGGUACGUGCUAUGAUUCAGAUUCUAAAACAUUUCAGCUGGACUUGGGUAGGUCUGCUCAUCAGUGAUGAUGAUUAUGGACUUCAUGCAGCCAGAUCAUUACAAUCUGAGCUGAGUCUGUCUGGUGAAGGUUGCCUGGCUUACUUUGAGGUUUUGCCUUGGGACAAAGACACAGAUGAAAUCAGGAGGAUUGUGGAUGUGAUGAAAAAAUCCACAGCUCGAGUUGUCAUUGUUUUUGCACAUGAGAGUCGCAUGAUAAACCUCAUGGAAGAGGUAGUGAGGCAGAAUGUAACAGGUCUGCAGUGGAUGGCCAGUGAAGCCUGGACAGCAGCUGCUGUGCUGCAAACACCUCAGCUUAUGCCAUACCUGGGUGGUACACUGGGCAUCGCCAUUCGUCGAGGAGAAAUACCAGGGCUCAGAGAAUUCCUGUUACAAAUACGUCCUGACCUACAUCAUGACAAAAACUUUGUAAAUAUCAUGGUAAAUCAGUUUUGGGAAUUCACAUUUCAGUGCAGAUUUGCACCAGCUCCAGCAGGCUGGGUGGAAGAUGGAGGUGUACUAUGUACUGGACAGGAAGAUCUACAAAAUGUGGACAGUGAGCUUUUGGACAAUUCCAACCUCCGGCCUGAGUACAAUGUGUACAAAGCUGUGUAUGCUCUGGCAUAUUCCCUGGAUGACAUGCUGCGGUGCAAGCCAGGAAGAGGGCCUUUCAGUGGGAACAGCUGUGCGACUUUGCAAACACUGGAGCCAUGGCAGCUUGUUUAUUACUUGGAAAGGGUGAACUUCACCACUCCAUUUGGCGAUCAAGUGUCAUUUGAAGAGAAUGGUGAUGCAUUGCCAAUUUAUGAUGUGAUGAACUGGUUGUGGCUCCCUGAUGGAAGCACUAAAGUUCAGAAUGUGGGUGAGGUUAAGAGGUCAGCUUUCAAAGAUGAAGAACUCAUACUUGAUGAAGACAAAAUCUUCUGGAACUUUGAAUUCAAGAAGCCACCUCGAUCAGUAUGCAGUGAGAGCUGUCCUCCUGGUACCCACAUAAUGAGAAAGAAGGGGGAACCUGAAUGCUGUUUUGACUGCAUUCCUUGUUCAGAGGGAAAAAUCACUAAUAAGAGCAACUCCUUGGAGUGCACCAGUUGUCCGGAGGACUUUUGGUCAAACCCCCAGCGUAACCACUGUGUACCUAAGAAGACAGAGUUCCUCUCCUACCAUGAGCCUCUGGGUAUCUGUUUGACAGCAACCUCAUUGCUGGGCACACUGAUAUGUGCUGUUGUUCUUGGGAUCUUUAUUUACCAUCGCAGAACACCUAUAAUACGUGCCAAUAAUUCAGAACUUAGUUUCCAGUUAUUGCUCUCACUUAAGUUGUGUUUCCUGUGUUCACUGCUGUUCAUUGGACGACCCAGGCUCUGGACAUGCCAACUCAGGCAUGCAGCAUUUGGGAUCAGCUUUGUGCUUUGUGUCUCAUGCGUCCUGGUUAAAACCAUGGUUGUUCUGGCUGUGUUCAAAGCCUCCAAGCCAGGAGGGGGAGCCAGUCUGAAGUGGUUUGGUGCUAUGCAGCAGAGAGGAACAGUUCUGGUUCUUACAUCUAUUCAGGCAGCCAUCUGCACUACCUGGCUUGCCUCAUCCUCUCCAGUUCCACAUAAAAACACCCAAUAUCACAAUGAUAAGAUAGUUUAUGAGUGUGCAGUUGGGUCCACUGUUGGUUUUGCAGUCUUAUUGGGUUAUAUUGGCCUGCUGGCUUUCCUCAGUUUUCUGAUUGCAUUCCUGGCAAGAAAUCUUCCUGACAGUUUUAAUGAGGCCAAGUUCAUCACAUUCAGCAUGCUGAUCUUCUGUGCUGUGUGGGUGGCCUUUGUUCCUGCUUAUAUCAGCUCACCAGGAAAUCUUGCAGAUGCAGUGGAGGUAUUUGCUAUCCUGGCCUCAAGUUUUGGCCUUUUGGUCGCAUUACUUGGACCCAAAUGUUACAUAAUCCUGUUGAGACCAGAACUGAACACAAAAAAAGCUAUUAUGGGUCGUGGCAUUGAAUCAUAA